Molecule: messenger RNA, 372 nt
Organism: Physella acuta
Lineage: Eukaryota; Metazoa; Mollusca; Gastropoda; Physidae
Biological process (GO): DNA replication
Cellular component (GO): replication fork
Source: RefSeq, a predicted model, not a curated record
AUGAUGAGAAAUGUCGUGGAAGCCAAGGUUACCACUGGCAAAGUGAAAGGUAACAUUGUUCUUAUUCCAAGAAUUGGUCUAAAGACUGACUCUGGACUGCCUUUUGAACUGAAGAGACGACAAUUCCCACUGAAGCUAGCCUUCGCAAUGACUAUCAACAAGUCGCAAGGCCAAACCCUUGACAAGGUCGGGCUGUAUUUACCGACCCCAGUUUUUGGCCAUGGUCAACUUUACGUUGCAUUCUCAAGAGCCCGGAGGAGGGAAGAUGUGAAGGUUUUUGUCAAGGACUCGGAUGAACAAGGGAAAUUAGUUACUGGAAGUGAGAAAGUUUUCACCAGAAAUGUUGUAUACAGAAUCGCCAAACUAGCCUGA